UUUGCUUGCAAGUUGCAACGACGUGCUGCGUUUGCUUUUAUCGCAUUUUUUAGAUUUUUCAAACAGUUUGUGGUAUUUUAUGUGAUUUUGCUUCCUUAUCCUUGACUCCUUAGCACCCCACCUUUCAACUUUCAUCAGUAACGUUUUGUAAAAUGUGGUGUAUCAGUUUUAUAACUACUUCAGUAGAAUGAUCGUAAAGAAUGCCGAGAAAAGUGAAUCUCGUCACAUUUGAGGGCUUUUUAAGCUUUUAGUCGUGAAUCUGUGUCUGGACUCUGGAUGUUGCUAUAACUUUGGGAUAGCUCACCGAUGAAUUGACUGGCGCCAUGUCGAUCUCCUUCCAGCAGAUCGUGGCCGUCGAUGCCCGCUACAGCCUGCAUCGUCUCCCACAGGAUCCGCAGUUUCGCACCUUAUACAUUCGACGGCGCAGUCAACUGCUGCGGCAGGUGUUCAAGAGCGAUGGCCAGAUGGUGUCGGGCGCUGCGGCCAGCAGUCUGACACCCGACGAAGUGCGGGACAGUCGCAAAACCUACCUGCACACACGGCUGGCCCUGCUGGCGAAAAAGUACGGAUCGCAGAUGGACAACCGCAGUGUGUUUGGCUCGUCGGGGAAGAACAGUCGCUGUCGCAGUAUCAGUCGCUCCACCAUCAACAGUCGUCUGCCGGAGGACGGGUCCGAUGAGGAGAACACCGUGCAUUCGGCCAAUUUUACCACGGCUGCUGUUGCUGCUCCGAAGAAGUCCGCGGAAACCUAUGCGUUUUCCGGUGUGCAGCACAUCUUCGAUCAGCACAAGAAGGCCGUUGGUUCCGUGCGAUUCGCCGGGGACGAUAAACACCGUUUGGCUUGCUGUUCGGCUGAUGGCAUGUUGUCUGUAAUUAUGCUAUUACCCAGUUACGCCGAGGGAGAAUCUCCAUACUCCAUCCAGCUGCUAAAAGGCCACACCGAUGAGGUGACUGAUUUCUCAUGGGGUACAUCCGGUGAUCUCAUCGUUUCCUGUAGUUUGGACGGUUCAGUUCGUUUAUGGGACACCUACAACGCUACCUGUCUGCGCACCGUGCACGACCACUUCCGCUGCGGCAUCCUCUCCUGCACCUUUCAUCCGCGCAAUAACAACUUUGUCGUCACCGGCAACGAGCGCGGUUUCCUGCAGGUGCUCAACGUGUCCACGGGGAAGUUCCUCUCCGAGUCGCUGGUGAAGACCAACGGCCGGGUUCUGUGUAUGUGCUUCGACGCCGUCUCCAGCAUCCUGUGGAUCGGCAACGACAACGCCACGCUCUUCUCCUUCCUCUUCGACGUUCUCUCCUCCAAAUUCAUCCUCAUCAAACAGAUCCACCUAUCCUCAAAGAACGUGGCCAUCACCAGCAUCAGCGCGCUGACGACCGCCGCCCAGCGAGGUCCCCUGGAUCGCGGGGAUGAGAAACUCCCCGGGAAGACCCCGCUGCUGUUGUUGAAUUGUUCCGGGAAUGCGCUGCUGCUCUUUCAGAUUAAGGAAGCGGAUUUAAGGAGGCAGCAGUUGAUCUUGAAACGGAGGUUUAUCAUUCGACAGAAGAAGUUCCGGAUUCGCUCGUCGUUUUGCGCGCGGGGCUCGGCGGCCGGGCAGGGGGUGGUGGUCAGCGGGAGUGAGGACGGACGGGUGAUGGUGUACGAUGCGGAUAAGCCGGUGAGUAAGGCCUGCGUCAAUGAACUGCAGGGACACUCGGCCGCCGUGCUGGAUGUGUGUUUUAAUCUGGAUGAGAGUCUGCUGGCCAGUUGUGACGCCAAUGGGAUCGUUAUCAUCUGGAAGCGGGUUAACAAGGCUGGAAAUUACUGAAAAGGAAUUUUUUAAAAUUAUUUAUUCGGACACUGUCCGGUUGAUGGGAUUCUUAUAGAUCUGCUGCAUGAAUGUGAUGGGUAUAAUGGGAAUUUUUUAUGUUAACUUGGAACGGAAUCGCGGUGGUGUACAGACGGAAAUUAAAUAAUUUGAACAUGUGAUGAAAUUGUGUUGACGGCAUUCGUCAGUGGGCUCCCGUUGAA
This is a messenger RNA of Paramacrobiotus metropolitanus, 2011 nucleotides long. RefSeq names its product WD repeat-containing protein 13-like. The transcript has 4 exons. NCBI's taxonomy places the organism in Eukaryota, Metazoa, Tardigrada, Eutardigrada, Parachela, Macrobiotidae. Gene Ontology annotation, cellular component: nucleus. The coding region runs from base 324 to 1808 and encodes 494 amino acids. The record is from RefSeq and is a predicted model, not a curated record. Gene Ontology annotation, molecular function: protein binding; promoter-specific chromatin binding.